UCUUCCCGCCAUAAAUAAGGGGUACAUAUAUAAGAUCAUGUGCCCCGUCCAUUCAUCUGUUCAAAUUUAAACGCAACAUUUCUCAGGAUUGAAAUAGCUCAUCGUGGAAGAAAGAAAGAAAGAAAGAAAGAGAGAAAGAAUGGAUUCAAGAUUUGAAGAUGCACCUUCUGGGUCUGAAUCAUCUGGAAAUUAUGGGUGCAAGCAUUACAGAAGGAGGUGCAAGAUCAGAGCACCCUGCUGCGACGAGGUCUUUGAUUGCAGGCACUGCCACAAUGAAGCUAAGAACGCUUUGGAAAUUGAUCCCCUCUAUCGACAUAAUGUUCCUCGCCAUGAAGUUGAAAAGGUCAUAUGCUCCCUCUGCAGAACAGAACAAGAUGUUCAACAAAAUUGUAUACAAUGUGGAGCAUGCAUGGGGAAAUACUUCUGCCAGAAAUGCAAAUUUUUUGAUGAUGAUAUCUCAAAGAAACAGUACCACUGUGAUGAAUGUGGAAUAUGUAGAACUGGUGGCAAGGAGAACUUUUUCCACUGCAACAAGUGUGGAUGUUGUUAUUCUAAUAUGAUUAAGGAUGCACAUCACUGCAUUGAAAGAGCUAUGCAUCACAAUUGCCCGGUUUGCUUUGAGUUUUUGUUUGAAUCAAUAAAUGAUAUCACUGUUCUACAAUGCGGACAUACAAUACAUUUGGAAUGCCUCAAAGAGAUGCAGUCUCACUACCAGUAUUCAUGCCCUAUUUGCUCAAAAUCCAUCUGUGAUAUGUCAGAGUGUUGGGAAAAACUUGAUGAAGAGGUUGCUUCAACUCCAAUGCCGGAAAUGUACAAUGACAGGAUGGUGUGGAUACUAUGCAAUGACUGUGGGGAAGUAUCUAAGGUGCAAUUCCACAUCUUGGGUCACAAAUGCUUGAGGUGCAAAUCUUAUAAUACAAGACAGAUACAAGGAGCACCUGCUUCUUCUGCAUGCCCUUCUGGAGUUGCAGAGAUGGUGAGAUGAAUUUCUAUUAGUGAAUUUUGAAGAAGAAGCUGCAAGCAGAGAAAUAUGAACAAAGUGGUAUAAAAUUGUAAAGAUUAGAGCUUGAUUACAUUUCAACCUAUGCCACUACCUAUAGAUUCAAAUGUGCUGUAAUAUUGGUUUGCUGGUUUACCUCCUUCUAGUCAUUUACCAACUAGGGUCGCAAGGCAGGGUUUACUCAGUGCGCACCUUCGAGUAGUGGCUAUGGGUUUCCCUCGUCACUCAAAAAAAUUGUGUUGUAAUACUAUAGGAAUGAAAAGAAAAGCCAACUUGCAUUUUACAGAUGAUUUACCAGGUCAUUUACUGAGUACAACAGCAAUACAUGUGCUAACUGCUACUUAAACAUGUCCAGAGAGGAUGACAAGUGGAGGGCUCAAUCUGAUCUUCUCAUCUUGAUAUUAAGAGGGACUUGUUUGUAGGACUGCACCCUCCCGGCUGCUCUGCGCAACGGUCUUCCAAGAGCAGUUCUCUUUGAGCAGCAAGAUUUGUGUUCCAAGGGAGGAGCAAGAUCUUCUUCCUGAGCACGAGCUAGACUGUCAUAUUGCCUCGCAAUAUCUUCAAAUUCAGACACCCUCUUGGCUGGCUCUUGCUGCUGCAUUCUGGGGCAAGCAGAUUGCCUCCUCAAACAAUGCCUAUACAUAUUAGGAUUCAAGAUAAUCAAUAUAGGGAAAAUUAUCACCAGAAAGCUGGUUUUUGCUGUUGCAUUACUGUAUGUUAUCAAGAAAGCUGACCUUUUAUUUUCUGUGGAUCCCUUUUCUGCAGCUUGCUGGGAGGUAGCUGAACUUCCCAUUGCUGAAAAGAGUCUGGAAGUUAGUGACCAAAGUUCAAAUAGUUGAAAGUAAGCAUAUGAAUAUUGUCUGCAUGAAAUCUAGCCAUUUACAUCUACUCCUUGAGGCAGGAAGCUUCCUGUUGAUUUUACUAGGAUUCAUAUCUGCAUUUGGUACAGAAUCCCCAACUCCUGUCUCCUUAUUCUACAUAAAAGAGCACAGAAAUAACAAUUACAAGAAAAUUUGUUGA
Messenger RNA from Ipomoea nil (Japanese morning glory), 2020 nucleotides. RefSeq names its product E3 ubiquitin-protein ligase MIEL1-like. Gene Ontology annotation, molecular function: ubiquitin protein ligase activity; zinc ion binding. Bases 140 to 985 code for a protein of 281 amino acids. Gene Ontology annotation, cellular component: nucleus. NCBI's taxonomy places the organism in Eukaryota, Viridiplantae, Streptophyta, Magnoliopsida, Solanales, Convolvulaceae. Gene Ontology annotation, biological process: ubiquitin-dependent protein catabolic process; protein ubiquitination. The record is from RefSeq and is a predicted model, not a curated record. The transcript is spliced from 11 exons.